GUCGUGGGAUAGGACAAUUGAGAAGGAUGUCCAUUAAAGCCGCGCUCAUAGAUCUCAGCGGCACCCUGCAUGUGGAGGAUGAGCCAACCCCAAAUGCAGUUGAGGCAUUGGCCAGAUUGCGCGAUGCUGGAGUGACUGUUAAAUUCGUAACAAAUACCACCAAGGACUCUAAGGGGACUUUGCACGAACGUCUCUGUAGGAUCGGCUUUGAGUUGGACCGCUCGGAGAUCUACAGUUCCCUAAGCGCCGCUGUCGCUUUUGUGCACAAUGGAAAACUAAAUCCAUACUAUCUCUUGUCGGAAGAUGCACGCCAGGACUUUCCGCCAGAGGAUCCCAAUCGGUGCCAGGACUCGGUGGUAGUUGGUCUAGCCCCCAAGGCAUUCAACUAUGAGCAAAUGAACAAGGCUUUUAAUGUUCUGCUGCAGAAUAAGGAGCACAAACUGGUGGCCAUACAUCAGGGGAAAUACUACAAACGAUCAGAUGGCCUGGCCCUGGGACCUGGCUGCUUUGUCAAGGGUCUGGAGUAUGCAGCAGGAUGCACCGCAGAACUGAUUGGCAAACCGAAUCCAUACUUCUUCAAGGGGGCUUUGGAUGGCCUUGACCCAUCGUCGUGCGUGAUGAUAGGUGAUGACGCCAAUGAUGAUAUUGGCGGAGCAAUGGCCAUGGGUCUCCAGGGUAUACUCGUUAAGACUGGUAAAUAUUUACCAGAUGUCGUCCUGUCGCCGCCGCCCACAGCUUUGGUAGAGAAUUUCGCCGAUGCAGUCGAUUGGAUACUCAAGAAAAAUCAAGCUUAAAACCAAUUAAAACUCUAUCGCUUAUAGUAAGUGUAUACAAAU
This is a messenger RNA of Drosophila persimilis, 836 nucleotides long. Its product is annotated as haloacid dehalogenase-like hydrolase domain-containing protein 2. Gene Ontology annotation, biological process: dephosphorylation. Gene Ontology annotation, molecular function: phosphatase activity. The transcript is spliced from 4 exons. Bases 27 to 794 code for a protein of 255 amino acids. The record is from RefSeq and is a predicted model, not a curated record. Lineage: Eukaryota; Metazoa; Arthropoda; Insecta; Diptera; Drosophilidae.